AUGGCCAGUGCGCUCGCCGCCUCUCAUGACAUCCCCUUAGUCGAAGACAUCGCCUCCCCGGAGAGCAUUGCAAGCUUCGCUGCUGUUGAGCGCGAUCCUGCCUCAUGGGCUAGUUCUUUACCAGCCAACCAAGGUCUCUACUCGAACGACAACGAGAAAGACUCUUGUGGUGUUGGAUUCAUUUGCCACGUCAAAGGAAAACCAGCGCACAAAAUCGUUUCCGAUGCUCGCCAACUGCUUUGUGCCAUGACCCAUAGAGGAGCAACUGGGGCGGACAGUCGUGAUGGAGAUGGAGCUGGAGUCAUGACGGCAAUUCCUCAUGCCUUCUUCAAACGUGAAGCAGAGCGUGAUAUUGGAUGCAUCCUCCCAGAGCCUGGCGAGUAUGCGAGCGGGAAUGUUUUCUUCAAACGCAACGACCCUGUUCAACUUCAGAGCCAUCAGGCCCUCUUUGCCAAGAUCGCUUCAGACUUAGGCAUGCGGGUACUUGGUUGGAGAGAAGUGCCCACCGAUGGAACCAUUCUCGGCCCCGCAGCAAGUAGCAAGGAACCCGCAAUCUAUCAGCCAUUUGUGGUCCUCAAAGCGCACUAUGGUGAAGGCAGCGCAAGCCAAGGCGGAGAAUUGGACGCAACACAUUUCGAACGCCAGCUCUAUGUCCUCCGCAAGCACGCAACCCACAGCAUCACUCUUGCAAAAGGAUUCUACGUUUGCUCGCUCUCCACCAAGAACAUUGUUUAUAAGGGACAGUUGACUCCGUCGCAAGUUUACAACUACUAUCACGAUCUCAACCAUGUUCUUUAUCAAUCGCACUUCACACUGGUCCACUCCCGAUUCUCUACCAACACAUUCCCCAGUUGGGAUCGUGCUCAGCCCAUGCGGUGGGCCGCUCACAAUGGUGAAAUCAACACUGUCCGCGGAAACAAAAACUGGAUGCGGGCACGUGAGGGCGUCCUUUCUUCCAAGCAUUUCGGCGAACAACUCGAUCUGCUUUACCCUAUCAUUGAAACUGGCGGGUCAGACUCUGCUGCCUUCGACAACGUUCUCGAGCUACUCGUUGUGAAUGGCGUUAUCACUCUUCCUGAAGCUGUCAUGAUGCUCGUUCCUGAAGCCUGGCAGGGUAACGAAAACAUGGAACCAGAGAAGCGUGCUUUCUACAACUGGGCUGCGUGCUUACAGGAGCCGUGGGAUGGUCCUGCUCUCUUCGCAUUCAGUGACGGGCGUUAUUGCGGUGCGAACCUUGACAGAAACGGAUUGCGUCCGUGUCGAUAUAUCGUUACCAACGAGGACAUCAUGAUCUGUGCCUCUGAAGUGGGAGCUGUCUACAUCGCGCCAGAGACAGUGGUACAAAAGGGUCGCCUCAAGCCUGGACGUAUGCUGCUUGUCGACACGGUGGAGGGUAGGAUCGUUGAUGACAAGGAGCUGAAGCGCACAACGGCCGCUAAGCAGAAUUUCGCAUCUUGGGUGGAGGCGCAUAUACUGCACGUGCCCAAUAUUGUCAAACGCGUCCUCAGGAGCAAUGUUCGUCUUGAGCCCGUUCUGGACGAAUACACGCUUAGUACCGACCCUAAAUUGUUGGCCUUUGGCUUUACUGUCGAACAGCUCAACCUUCUCGUCCUUCCUAUGGUUUCAGAUGGUAAAGAGGCGCUUGGCUCCAUGGGUAACGAUGCACCACUUGCUGCAAUGGCAACGCAGCCCCGCAUCAUCUACGACUAUUUCCGCCAGCUGUUUGCCCAAGUCACCAACCCUCCUAUUGACCCAAUUCGCGAGAAUAUAGUCAUGUCUUUAGAGGCAUACGUGGGUCCUGAAGGCAAUCUGCUUGAGAUGAAGCCCGAGCAAUGCCACCGUAUCCUUCUACCUUCUCCCCUUCUCACCAUCGAAGAAAUGAACGCAAUGAAGAGCUUGAAAGCUGCCUAUACGACUUGGCCUUCUCGUACUAUCGACAUCACGUUUCCCAAGGAGGGUGGUCUUCCAGGAUAUCAACUGGCUCUUGAGCGCGUUUGCAACGAAGCAACUCAAGCUAUUGACGAUGGAAUCAAGGUCGUUAUUCUAUCCGAUAGAGCCAUCGGACCUUCCCGUGUUCCCUUGUCGGCUUUGGUCGCUUGCGGCGGUGUUCAUCACCAUUUGGUGCUCCACAAGAAGCGAGCUAAGAUUGCGUUGAUGAUUGAGACUGCCGAGGCUCGUGAAGUGCAUCAUCUCUGCGUGUUGGUUGGCUACGGAGCUGACGCAAUCUGCCCAUGGCUGAUGAUGGAGACAAUUCAUAAGGUCGGGAGGGAGAAAUUGGUCAAAAGCAACCUUACUGUCACGGAUCUUAUGGACAACUAUCGACACUCAAUCGACAACGGCAUUCUCAAGGUCAUGUCCAAGAUGGGCAUUUCCACAUUGCAGUCGUACAAGGGUGCCCAAAUCUUUGAAAUCCUCGGUCUCCAUUCCGAUGUCGUCGAACGCUGCUUCAUCGGAACGGCUAGUCGUGUUCAAGGUGCCACAUUCGACCUCCUGGCUAUGGAUGCCUUCGAGUUACAUGAACGCGGGUGGCCAUCACGUGAGACGAUCAUUCCGCCUGGCAUGCCCGAGUCCGGUGAAUACCAUUGGCGCGAUGGCGGAGAGGCUCAUAUCAACGACCCCACUGGUAUUGCGAAUCUUCAAGACGCAGUGCGAGAGAAGAAUCAAUCUGCGUAUGAUGCCUACUCGCGUAAUGCCAACGAACAAACGAAACAGGUCCAUCUUCGAGGUUUACUCGAGUUCCGUUACGAAAAUGCGACUGCUAUUCCUAUCGAGCAAGUCGAGCCUUGGAAUGAAAUCGUUCGGCGCUUUGUCACCGGCGCUAUGUCAUAUGGCUCGAUUUCAAUGGAGGCUCAUUCAACUCUUGCUGUUGCCAUGAAUCGCCUAGGUGGAAAAUCUAACACGGGAGAAGGUGGAGAAGACGCCGAACGAUCAAUGGUGUUGCACAACGGAGAUACAAUGAGGUCUGCUAUCAAGCAGGUUGCUUCCGGUCGCUUUGGUGUGACUUCCAACUAUUUGGGGGACGCUGACGAGCUCCAAAUAAAGAUGGCACAAGGCGCAAAACCAGGGGAAGGUGGAGAAUUACCUGGUCAUAAGGUUUCUGGAUCGAUUGCGCGGACCCGUCACUCAACUGCUGGGGUUGGCUUGAUAUCACCACCUCCCCAUCACGAUAUUUACUCCAUCGAAGACCUCAAGCAGCUCAUUUAUGACCUCAAAUGCUCAAAUCCUCGUGCGCGCGUCUCCGUGAAACUAGUGUCUGAAGUUGGAGUUGGGAUUGUUGCGAGCGGCGUGGCCAAAGCGAAGGCCGAUCAUAUUUUGAUCUCCGGUCAUGAUGGCGGCACUGGUGCGUCCCGAUGGACCGGAAUCAAGUAUGCCGGUCUUCCUUGGGAAUUGGGUCUGGCUGAGACUCAUCAAACACUCGUCUUAAACGACCUUCGCGGCCGCGUGACGGUUCAAACCGACGGGCAGAUUCGUACUGGUCGUGACAUUGCCAUUGCGUGUUUGUUGGGUGCAGAGGAAUGGGGCUUUGCGACAACUCCGUUGAUUGCGAUGGGUUGCAUUAUGAUGAGGAAGUGCCAUCUCAAUACUUGUCCUGUUGGUAUCGCAACACAAGACCCGCAACUUCGUGCCAAAUUUGCUGGACAACCAGAGCAAGUAAUCAAUUUCUUCUAUUACUUGGCGGAGGAGCUGCGGGGCUACAUGGCUAAGCUUGGUUUCCGCACAAUCAACGAGAUGGUUGGUCGCGCUGACAUGCUCAAAGUCAAUGAGAAACUCCGCACAGUCAAGACUGCUCAUCUUGACCUUUCUGCCGUCCUAAAGCCGGCAUGGCAAAUGCGUCCCGGAGUCGCAACAUACCGUGUUCGCCAGCAAGACCACAAGCUAUACAUCCGUCUGGAUAACAAGUUCAUCGACGAAUCUGAGCCAGCGCUGACUAAAGGACUACCUGUCAGAAUCGACUGUGACGUCACCAACACCGAUCGUGCUCUUGGGACUUCCUUAUCUUAUCGGGUUUCCAAGCAGUAUGGCGAAGAGGGGCUUCCACGCGACACGAUUCACAUUCGCAUGAGUGGGUCGGCGGGUCAAUCAUGCGGGGCUUUCCUUGCACCUGGAAUCACCAUCGAGCUCGAGGGUGACGCCAACGACUACGUUGGCAAAGGCCUGUCUGGUGGCCGUCUCAUUGUUUACCCUCCCAAACAGUCAACCUUCAAAGCUGAAGAGAAUAUAAUCAUCGGCAACGUCUGUCUGUAUGGUGCUACUUCUGGAGAGGCAUUCAUUCGUGGUGUUGCCGCCGAGCGCUUUGCUGUCAGAAACUCUGGUGCUAAUGCAGUUGUUGAAGGGACGGGCGACCAUGGCUGUGAAUAUAUGACCGGCGGCCGUGUAGUCGUUCUGGGAACUACUGGACGAAACUUUGCUGCCGGAAUGAGUGGUGGAAUCGCCUAUGUUCUUGAUACAGCCCACACGUUUGCUUCCAAGGUCAACAUGGAGAUGGUCGAGCUUGGAAAAGUCACUGAUCCCCGUGAAAUUGCCGCUCUUCGCAGUCUUAUCGAAGACCAUCGUCAUUUUACUGGCUCUGAAGUUGCGGAUCGUGUUCUUGACGACUUCCAUCAUCUUCUUCCUCUCUUUGUCAGGGUUAUGCCGUUCGAUUACAAGCGGAUUUUGGAAGAGCAGGAUGCUAGGGAAAAGGAGGAGAAAAUGCGUCAAAAUGUUAUCGACUUGGUUCCAUCUCGCACCGCCAGCCAAGUUGACCUUGCGUCGCAAGGCUUGGAAGAUAUUCUCCUUCCCCGAGCUUCUCAAUCUGCUCCCACCACCCCAGCUCCAUCUUUCUAUCGUCCUCGUCACGAGCCAGCUAUUGUCGAUAUGGAGGAUUCCCUUGUUGACGAUUCAACAACCAAAGCACGAUUGACCAAGCUUGACAAGACGCGCGGAUUCAUGAAGUAUAAGCGUUUAGGCGAGGCCUAUCGUCCGCCCCGAAAGCGUGUCAAGGAUUGGAAGGAAAUAUCGUCGCGACUGACAGAGAGCGAACUGAAGUACCAGUCUGCGCGUUGCAUGGACUGUGGUGUGCCAUUCUGUCAAUCCGAUUCAGGCUGUCCCAUCUCAAAUAUCAUUCCCAAAUGGAACGAUCUCGUUUUCAAGGGACAGUGGCAAGACGCGCUCAAUCGACUCCUCAUGACGAAUAACUUCCCAGAGUUCACAGGCCGCGUAUGUCCCGCACCGUGUGAGGGAGCUUGUGUGCUUGGUAUUAACGAGCAGCCGGUUGGUAUCAAGAGCAUCGAAUGCGCCAUCAUCGACAAGGGCUUCGAGAUGGGCUGGAUGGCCCCUAACCCUCCCUCUUUCCGCACUGGCAAGCGCGUCGCCAUCAUCGGCUCCGGUCCCGCUGGACUCGCUUGCGCCGACCAGCUCAACAAAGCUGGACACUUGGUCACCGUUUAUGAUCGAAACGACAGGAUGGGUGGUCUUCUUAUGUAUGGCAUUCCAAACAUGAAACUUGACAAAUCUGUCGUUCAACGUCGUCUUGACCUAAUGGCGGCCGAGGGCAUCACUUUCGUUCCCAACGCUCACGUUGGUGUAGACGUUGAUGCGGAUGAGUUGCAGGCUCAAAAUGACGCCGUUGUGAUUUGUACUGGCGCUACGUGGCCACGUGACCUUAAAAUUCCCAAUCGCGAAACUAAUGGCAUCCACUUCGCCAUGGAAUAUUUGCAGAUGAACACCAAGGCUCUCCUUGACUCGGAACUGCAAAAUGGAAACUACAUCAACGCUAAGGGCAAGGAUGUUAUCGUCAUUGGUGGUGGUGACACCGGCAAUGACUGCAUUGGAACUGCGAUGAGACAUGGCGCUAAAUCGGUCACUAACUUCGAGCUCCUCCCUCAGCCACCCGUUGCUCGUGGUAGGGACAACCCAUGGCCACAAUGGCCAAGAAUUUUCCGUACCGAUUAUGGUCACACCGAAGUCGCGGCUCAUUUCGGCAAUGAUCCUCGCGAGUAUUGCAUCUCGACCAAAGACUUCGUCGUUGAUGACGAUGGUAACCUCAAGGGACUGGACACAGUCCGUGUUGAAUGGACGAGGGAUAGCGGUGGACGUUGGAAGAUGGAGGAAGUGCCUGGCUCCCAGAAAUUCUUCCCCGCACAACUUGUUUUCCUUGCACUCGGAUUCCUCGGCCCGCAAACUGAUGUCAUCAAGGCUUUGGGAGUCAAACAAGAUGCUCGUUCCAAUAUCCAGACCCCAAAUAAGAAGUAUAGCACCAACAUUGAGGGUGUGUUUGCGGCCGGCGACUGCAGGCGCGGCCAGUCGCUAAUUGUUUGGGGCAUCAAUGAGGGACGCGGUGCUGCUGCAGAGGUUGACGCAUGGCUCAGUGCCGGUGUCACGCGGCUGCCAACAGCAGGAAGCAUCAAGACCAGAGUGUUCAUCCCGCCGCCCAGCACGCUUCAAAAUCCGAAUAUGAUUCAAGUUGCCGCUUGA
Molecule: messenger RNA, 6453 nt
Organism: Mycena indigotica
Lineage: Eukaryota; Fungi; Basidiomycota; Agaricomycetes; Agaricales; Mycenaceae
Product: Glutamate synthase
Exons: 13
Coding region: 1-6453 (2150 amino acids)
Molecular function (GO): glutamate synthase (NADH) activity; flavin adenine dinucleotide binding; iron ion binding
Source: RefSeq, a predicted model, not a curated record